Babesia ovata is the source of this 2064-nucleotide messenger RNA. RefSeq names its product RNA recognition motif-containing protein. NCBI's taxonomy places the organism in Eukaryota, Apicomplexa, Aconoidasida, Piroplasmida, Babesiidae. Gene Ontology annotation, molecular function: mRNA binding. The transcript has 3 exons. Gene Ontology annotation, cellular component: ribonucleoprotein complex; cytoplasm; nucleus. The coding region runs from base 1 to 2064 and encodes 687 amino acids. The record is from RefSeq and is a predicted model, not a curated record.
AUGGCGAAGGAAGCGAAGAAGACAAAGAAGCAAGAUAUCGCCGCUGUGGAAGGCAGCAACGCCGCCACGCCGUCUGAGUCCACCAAGGUUGCAAAGAGCAAAAAGGCGGACAAGAAGCGGUCGUGGUUUUCUUUCGGGACGAAGAAGGACUCAAGCAGCUCCGAAGACGAAACUCCCAAGGAAGAAGUGAUGUCGAAGCCGGUACCCGCCCACCAAAGCUCAGACGAGUCAGAUUCCGAAUCGGACAAUGACUUCGUCGUCGUGCCCAAGGGGAAACCGGUGAAACCAGCUUCUAAGAAGAACAACGCCAGCACUGAUGCCGAUAAGAAGAAGGGCAAAGAUGUGGAAAAGUCAACCGAUGCUAGUGUCUCUAAGAAGGCAUCAAGCAAGAAAGCUGCAACGAAGAAGGAAGUGAUCGCCGAAAAGAAGCCAGUCGAUAGUUCGGAUGAUGACAGUGAUGACGACGAUUCAAGCGAAGAAAUUGUACCUGCCAAGGUGGCACCAAAAGAUGAAAAGGAGGCUGUGGCUAAGGCGGACGACGAUUCUGACGAAGAUGACAGCGAUUACGGUGACAGUGAUGAUGAGGACAGUGACUCUGAGGAUGACGAGGAAGAAGAUGAAGACUCCGAAGAAUCCUCGGAAGAGGAUAAGAAGAGCGUUAAAGUUGACACGAAGGCCCUGAAAAAGGCCGAGGAAGAGAGUGAAGACUCAGACGAAUCCUCAGAUGACGAAGAAGUGCUGCCGGCGAAGACCGCCCAGAAGGUGGUGAAGAAAGAGGAGAAGAAACCAGCCAGUGACGACGAUAGUGAUGACAGCGACGAUGAGAGUGAUGACGAGGACAGUGAUGAAGAUGAUAGCGAAGAUUCGGAGGACGUGGUGAUGGCGCCUGCCAAAACUACGAGCGAGAAAGAGAAGAAGGCCAAGGAAGAGCCGAACAACAAAAUGGAUGUGGACGAGGACAGCGACGACGAUGACGAUAGCGAUGAAGAUGACGACUCCUCGGAUGAGGAUAGUGAUGAAGAGGAUGAGAAGGAAGAAGAUUCCGAAGAAUCGUCGGAGGAAGAGGAAGAAGAGAAGGCAGGAAAGAAGGAUGAAGAAAAUGAAGAAGAAGAUGAUGAAGAAGACGAGGAUUCCUCGGACGAAGAAAUGGUGAAGCCAACACCCCCUCCCGCUGCCAAGGCACCGAAAGAAGCUAAGAAGCCCGCCAAAAACGCAGAGAAAGGAAACGAUAUGUCUCCCGCCGACAGCAAGGGUGGCAGAAACGAGAUUUACUGCGGCGGCCUGCCCUUCCAGAUAACUGAGGAGGAGGUCAAGGAGCUUUUCGAGUCGGACUGCGGCCCAAUCGUCCGUAUCAACAUUUUGCAACGCAAGGGUAUUGCGUUCAUCACGUUCGCCAGCGAUGAAGCGGCUCAGAAGGCAGUUGAAUACAACGACACCACCUACCAGGGAAGGUCGCUGAAAAUCAACAUCACGGCCGACCGCCCCAAGCCAGCGCGCCAGCAGGGCUUCGGCGAGCAAGAUGACAUACCUCAAAGCGGCACGGAAGUUUGCAUUCGCAACCUGAGCUACAACUCUUCUGAGGAGGGCCUGCGCGAGCUGUUUUCCGAGUGCGGUGAGGUUGUGCGCUGCGUCAUCCCCAAGUUCGAAGACACUGGCAAGAGCAUGGGACGCUGUUUCAUUGGGUUCGCAACUGAAGAGGCUGCAGCUAAAGCCGUGGAGUUCGACAACACUGAGAUCGAUGGCAGGACCGUCAGCAUCCAGUACGCCCGCCCGAGAGCCCCUAGGGGAGACUUCCGCGGCGGUCGCGGAGGAUUCGGAGGCGGCCGUGGACGUGGCAACAUGGGAGGCCGCGGAGGUUUCGGCGGUAACCGUGGUGGUCGUGGCGGAUUUGGUGGAGGCCGUGGACGCGGUGGAUUUGGCGGAGGCCGAGGAGGAUUCGGAGGCAACCGCGGUCGCGGAGGAUUUGGCGGUGGUUCUGGAGAGUUCAAACGCAGAAACGAUGGCGGUGGCUUCGAAAUUGACGCUAAGAAACCCAAGUCUAUUGUCUUUAACGACUCGGAUUGA